This is a messenger RNA of Myotis davidii, 1049 nucleotides long. RefSeq names its product ets variant 7 (gene ETV7). Lineage: Eukaryota; Metazoa; Chordata; Mammalia; Chiroptera; Vespertilionidae. Gene Ontology annotation, cellular component: nucleus. Bases 1 to 1032 code for a protein of 343 amino acids. The transcript has 9 exons. The record is from RefSeq and is a predicted model, not a curated record. Gene Ontology annotation, biological process: regulation of transcription by RNA polymerase II; cell differentiation. Gene Ontology annotation, molecular function: sequence-specific DNA binding; DNA-binding transcription factor activity, RNA polymerase II-specific.
AUGACUGUGCGGCUCCCCCAGGGCCUGGCGUUCCCACUGAGUAUGAUUAGGCCUUCAGAUUCCCAGCUCACAAGUCAGGACCAGGGCGGCCUUCUGGAGGGAGCACUGGCCGGCUCUCCCAUGAGCCCCACGGCAGCCACACCACCUCCAGGCGCCCAGGCCCAGGCCAGAUGUGACGUCCACGUGGACCUGCAGGGCCAGCGGGGCAUCUGCAAGCUGCCAGGAAGACUCCGGAUCCAGCCGGCGCUCUGGAGCCGCGAGGACGUGCUGCACUGGCUGCCCCCUGUGGCCCUGUCUCCCUACCAUCUCCAGCAGCACACAGUCUGUGCGGGACGUGCCCCCAAGGGGCCCGUGGCUGCGGGGAAUGAGGCAGCGCGCACGCAGCCUGGUCAUCAGCCCCCCCCUCCCCACCCAGGUGACGUCCUGUACGAGCUGCUCCAGUACAUCAAGACCCAGCGCCAGGCCCUGGUGUGCGGCCCUUUCUUCGGCAGGGCCUUCAGGCAGAAGAUGCCCCGUGGGCACUGCCCCUGCCCCCUGCAAGAGGGGACCAGGCCCUCUCAGGCGGCGGCCCAGGGAGGCCUCCUGCAGCAGCCACCCGACCUGGAGCUUACCAACUCCUGGAGCCGCCUGGAUGCCCCUGGCCUGGCCAGGUGGCCCCCCGGCAGGGAGGAGCCCCUCAGCUUCCCUCUCCGUGGGGAGCUCAGCUGUAGGGCAGAGGGAGUCUGCUCCUUCCCCACGAGGCCGCAGGCCCCCGUCGACGGCAGGAUUGAUGGCAGGAUCGCAGACUGCCGGCUGCUGUGGGACUACGUGUACCAGCUGCUCUCCGACACCAGGUACCAGUCCGUCAUCAGGUGGGAAGACGAGGACGCCAGGAUCUUCCGAGUCGUGGAUCCCAACGGGCUCGCCAGACUCUGGGGAAACCACAAGAACCGCGUGAACAUGACCUACGAGAAGAUGUCGCGCGCCCUGCGCCACUACUAUAAGCUGAACAUCAUCAGGAAGGAGCCGGGGCAGAAGCUCCUGUUCAGGUGAGCAGCCUGGGCCGAGGG